AUAUUACAAACAAGGAGAUGAACAUGUAUCAGAGGGUGCACCUCUGUAUUCAUGAAAGGAGUCUGUUCAGGCCAGAAUACCAGGUAUCACCCCAGCUAACCCUAUUCACAGACACAAAGGGGUGCCAUUGCUGGAGAGCAGGUCAGAAUCCAGCCUAGGGUCAUACAAUGCAUUUAGUUGUUGUGUCCUUUAAGUCUCCUUUAAUCUGUAAACAUUCCUCAGCCUUUUUUUUCCUUUCAUAACUUCGACAUUCUUGACACUCUGGAGGAACACAGGCCAAUUGUUUAUAGGAUGUCUCUCAGUUGGGGUUUGUCUGAAGCCUUGUCAUGAUUACAUUCAGUUUUGGCUGGCCCAGGCUUGAACCCGCCACCCCCGGUAUAUGGGGCCGGUGCUCCACUCCUUCACCGCCUCUUCAGCUGCUGCAUGGAUAGUAAACUAUAUAGCACAAGGUGAAGCCUGAGCGCUCAAAUGGCCAACACCACCGAGCUGAAAGCCUCAGAAGUCGCAGGCUCGGUCGGAUUGAUCCUGGCGGCCGUCGUGGAAGUGGGGGCACUGCUGGGCAACGGCGCACUGCUGGUUGUGGUGCUGCGUACACCAGGACUGCGCGACGCAUUCUACCUGGUGCACUUGUGCGUUGUGGACCUGCUAGCGGCCGCCUCCAUCAUGCCCCUGGGCCUGCUGGCCGCACCACCGCCUGGGCUGGGCAGCGUGCGCCUGGGCCCCGCACCGUGCCGCGCUGCCCGCUUCCUCUCCGCUGCGCUGCUGCCCGCCUGCACGCUCGGUGUGGCCGCACUUGGCCUAGCUCGCUACCGCCUCAUAGUGCACCCGCUGCGGCCAGGUUCGCGGCCGCCGCCUGUGCUCGUGCUCACCGCCGUGUGGGCCGCUGCCGGGUUGCUGGGCGCGCUCUCUUUGCUCGGGCCGCCACCCGCACCGCCCCCUGAGCCGGCUCGCUGCUCCGUCCUGGCCGGGGGUCUUGGGCCCUUCCGCCCGCUGUGGGCACUGCUGGCCUUCGCGCUGCCCGCCCUCCUGCUGCUUGGUGCCUAUGGCAGCAUCUUCGUUGUGGCGCGCCGCGCUGCCCUCCGCCCCCCGCGGCCAGCCCUCCGGGCCCGUCUACGCUCCGACUCCCUGGAUAGCCGCCUCUCAAUCUUGCCGCCCCUCCGGCCUCGCUUGCCCGGGGGCAAAGCAGCCCUGGCCCCAGCGCUGGCAGUGGGCCAAUUUGUAGCCUGCUGGCUGCCCUAUGGCUGCGCGUGCCUGGCGCCGGCAGCGCUGGCCGCAGAGGUAGAGGCAGCUGUCACCUGGGUAGCCUACUCGGCCUUCGCAGCUCACCCCUUCCUGUAUGGCCUGCUGCAGCGCCCCGUGCGCUUGACUCUGGGCCGCCUCACCCGCCGCGCAAUGCCUAGGUCCCCCUGGGCUUGUACUCCGCAGGCCUGGCACCCGAGGGCACUCUUGCACUGCCUCCAGGGACCCCCAGACGGCCCUGCCUUAGGCCCUUCUGGGGAACCAGAACAGGCUCCGGAGUUGACAGGAGGGCAGAGCCUGAACAUGCCCAAGGCCACCUGAGAGCCACCCUUUCUCCUUCGUGAGCUUGAGAAAAUAGGUGGUAUCAGAGGCAGAGCCCAUCCAGCCCUCUGGCAACAGGUGCCUGCCAGGGCUUCUGGCUCUGGAACAUGAGAAAGGGUGCCUGCAGCCUGGUGAGGCCCAGAGGCUUCUGAGAGCCAGGAAUCCUGGGUUCUGGGCUCAACAUAGCAUGACCUUGUGCAUAGAUCUACCCUUCCUUAGGCCUCAGUUUUCCUGUCUGUACACUGCACCAUCUCUAAUGGGCCCGCCCAUCAUAGAUGGUUUGUGAAAUUCAUGGAUGGUCUGCAGGCCAAGGGAAGAGAGAAAGUGGGCAUCACAGAGAAGAGAACCCUAAAGGCUCACAAAGAGAUGGUCCAAGUAGGGCCGGGUCUGGGCUACAACCACAGCAGGAGGAACCAGUGGAAAGACUCCAAAGGACUUCUCUGGCAUCUGUACCAACCAGAAGCUGGACAAAGCUACUAAAACUCCUAUAUCUGCUUCUAAAAUGCCCAGAAAACAACUAGAUCAGUUUGGUGCUAGAAGCAGGAAGCUGGAUGACGACCUGCAAAGGGCCCUGACACCUGAGAAAUGAUAUAUGAAAGGGGCUGAGGCCCAAUUGUGGUUGGUGGAUUCACA
Molecule: messenger RNA, 2193 nt
Organism: Otolemur garnettii (small-eared galago)
Lineage: Eukaryota; Metazoa; Chordata; Mammalia; Primates; Galagidae
Gene: GPR62
Product: G protein-coupled receptor 62
Exons: 3
Coding region: 469-1560 (363 amino acids)
Biological process (GO): G protein-coupled receptor signaling pathway
Cellular component (GO): plasma membrane; endosome; signaling receptor complex
Molecular function (GO): G protein-coupled receptor activity
Source: RefSeq, a predicted model, not a curated record